Messenger RNA from Osmia lignaria (orchard mason bee), 1163 nucleotides. RefSeq lists its product as uncharacterized. The record is from RefSeq and is a predicted model, not a curated record. Lineage: Eukaryota; Metazoa; Arthropoda; Insecta; Hymenoptera; Megachilidae.
UCUCUCUUGACAGUGAUAAUUUCAUAUCGAAGGUUUAUUUUAUUUAAAUUAUGUCUCUACGUCGAUCGCAGAGGAAGAAAUCCUUCUCGAAAAUAUUAAAUGUAGGAGGAAAUGGUAAACGGAAGUCCCGUCCAUCGGUCACAGUUAUUCGAACUCGGUCAAAAACCGUACAAAAUGUGGCAUCGGCGAGAGAUUUAAAGGAACCGAUCGCUUUAUCCAGACGGUCCUCCGAUAGCAGUGUAGUUUAUUUAGGAUCUUAUCGCAAGAUCCCUGAAUUGAUCGAUUUGGAGGAUAGCUGCGAAUGUUACGAAGAGAAACUGAAAACGAGAUCUCCGAAAUUUGAAGAGGUUUGCGAAACAAUCCAUGACAAAUGAAUAAUUCAUCCGAUACUUAACAGGCAAAUAGGUAGAAGUUAGAAAUUUCCUUGAGAACGAAGACACGCUCUCGAUCUCAGCUUUUCCUUUACGCAUGAUUUCAAGUUCUUUGAGAAAAGAGUCGGUCAUAUAAGGUCGAGUUUCAAUGGCCGCCAAUUUGGAUCGAUCGAAUUCGGUGAGAGGAAGGGUGUUCACCCCUAAACAGUGCAAUUCCGACGGAAGGAUUCCUAACCAGCGCACGCUUGAACAUACCAGACUCUCAUUUUCUUUGGACAACGUUGCUGAGCCAAAGCUGAAUCAAACAAACGAAAGAAAUUCCGUUUUAUUACUGUUUAUUUUCUUGUUAACGAUUUUUUUUUGGAAUAUUACUUAUGGUAAUUCUUUUUUAAUAAUUUAAUAAUUGGUUCAAUUUUUAUAAAUGAAAAUAUAAUAUUCCCUCUUUUUAUUACAUUUUAUAUUUCAACUGAAUCUUUUGAUAAUAGACAUUUAUUUAUUAUUAAAUUCUGAUGAAUAACUUCCACGAUCUUAGUAAGCUUCAAUUUCAUUCAGAUUACAAAUUUCUGUCAUAAAUUCAUACUGAAUGAUAAAUACGAGGGCUUGGUAUAACUCACCGGUGACACUGAUAUGUGGCUUUUUACGUCACCACCAUCCUAUUCGUAUCAACCGCAACACGUACUAAUUACACUGUGGAAAUUGCCAAUUUCCCCUCGUAUAUUGUACAAUACCAUAAACUAAAAUUUAAUCCAUCAAAGCAUACACGAAUAAAUAAAUCAUUCGAAUGAAAUUAAA